Paramecium sonneborni is the source of this 705-nucleotide messenger RNA. NCBI's taxonomy places the organism in Eukaryota, Ciliophora, Oligohymenophorea, Peniculida, Parameciidae. The record is from the annotation of a GenBank genome assembly.
AUAUAAUAUAAUGUUAUUGUCAUACAAAGAAUUUUUAAAAAAUGCAAGAAUAGUGCUUGGUUCACAAAGCAGAGGAAGACAAGGAUUACUAAAAAUGUUAGAUUUAUUUCAUUUUGAAGUAUUUCCUUCAACUUUUGAAGAAAACUUAGAUAAAUAGGUUGACCCUUUAAUCUAUGUAUAAAAGACAUGCGAAGGUAAAGUAAAAAAUCUUCUUGAAACAUUUAAAUAAACUAAUCACUAAUGGGAUAUUUGCAUUUUUGCAGAUACUGUCUGUGAGAUAAAUGGUAAGAUUAUUGAAAAGCCAAAUAAUAAGGAAGAGGCUUCAAAUUUUUUAAGGUUAUUUAGCAAUUCAUUACAUUUGGUACAUACUUGUGUGUACGUUGUUGGUAAAAAUGGAAAAGAUUAAUUAUUCUAAGUAAAUGGAUUAGAAACCACUGAAGUCCAUUUUUAAUAUUUGCCGGAGAAGAGUAUUGAAGCUUAUGUUGAAGAUGAAUAAAAUUGGAUAGGUAGAGCAGGAGGAUAUGCAAUUUAAGCUUUGGGUAAUAUAUUAAUCAAAAGAAUAAAUGGGUAAUAAUAAAUAAAACUUAUUAAGUGAUUAUUCUAAUGUAAUAGGAUUACCCUUGCCAAUAUUAGAUAAACUGAUGUCUGAAGUUAUAGAAUUUAUAAUGAAGAAAGAUUGAGUAUAUAUAAACUCAUAAAAUUGAU